AUGUCUGCCUUCCAGCAAGCUCUUGCCGCUCCCAGUGGCUCAUCAUUCUCUAUCCGUGGAGCCGCCACUGGGGCUCCCUCCACUCGCGGUCUGACCAAUGCCCUUCGGUCAGCCGGUAUCAGCCGGGAGACUGGUAUGGAGGUGGAAGGGGGAGCUGGCCGUCCAGCAAGAACCAUAGGUGGACGGGGCAGAGGACGGGCUUCAGGACCUCUUGAUCAGUCGUCGCGGCCCACACCACGCGUGCGUAACGAUGCGCCGUACAACCGCCCCCCUCGAGCGGGUGCCGACCGAGAUCACGGACAAUCUGCAGGUCCAUCCAACUCGGGCGGCAGUCUGGCGUCUCGCCUCAGCCGAGGCGGUGCACGAUCAAACAACAGCACCCGCCGAGCCCAAGAGAGCACCCCGCCUCUCCUCCGUGGACGCAGCGCAGCCGAAGAUGAGACCGCCCACAAAACUCAAAGGGCGAACCUCAGCAACAAGCUCCGCAAUGAGGGAACGAAAGAGUGGCUGAGAGCGCGUGUGAUUGCGCCUGGCGCAAUGGACAUGUCGAAACUCCCCCUUGAUGCCUACCUCAAGCAGGAAGAUAUCAUCGCCCCCGGCCACCGCGAUGCGUCUCCAAUUGUCGGAGCAGUCUUCUGGAAGCUCAUUGACAUUGAAGUGCAGAAGCACUUUGGAGCCGUCAUCCACACUCUUUCCCUCGCGGACAAUGAGCUUCGCGAUUUCGGUCAGCUCGACAAGCUCGCCCAUUCCCUCCCCCAUCUUCGGGCUCUCGAUUUGAGCAACAAUCCCGUCAAGAAUAUCAACGAGCUCGAUGUUCUCCUCGCGCGCGGGGAGAAGAAGGGGAAUGCGACGGCAGGAGCGGGCAGCUUGAAGUCACUUGUCGAGCUCAAACUCAACGGGUGUACCUUCCGUGAGAAUUUGCUGGGUCAGGAGAAUGAUGAGGAGAAGUACCAACACGAAAUUCUCCGCCGCUUUCCUGGUCUUCUCAUCCUGGAUGGGGUAAACCUCAACCGGAUCGUCUUCCCCAUCGAGCGUAAACCCAAGGUAGUCCUCGCGGACGAUAAAAAGCGGGAGCUCCAAGCCAUACCCCUUUCCUUCCCCGUCGAUGUCCAAGGCGGAUUUGUAGAGAAUGAGUUGGCUCAGUCGUUCGUUAUGGCUUUCUGCGCCAAGUUCUUCCCCCUCUUCGACUCGAACCGACAAGAACUCAUCUCGGCGUACGCGCCAAACGCAACCCUUUCGGCCAGUUGCAACACCCUCCAAUCCCGGUCCUUCCUCGCCAACAAAGUCGCAGAGACCAAGUCAUCCCGCCCGCCCACCGCCGCCUUCGCACCCUGGACGGACCUCCCCGGCCGGAACCUCUUCCGAGUCUCCUCGGCCUUGGCGCGGCUCCACUCGUUGAAGAGUCCGAUGGACAACGACGAGCUUCGGGCUUGGUGGGCCAAAGUCCCGGCGACCAAGCAUCCACUCGAGGAUCCGACCAAGUGGUGUGUCGACACAUGGGUUCUGGAUGGAGAGGGAUCAUCGACGAAGCUGUGUGCUAUGAUUCAGGGGCAGUUCCAAGAGAUGCCUUCGGGUUGUUACCGAUCUUUCUCCCGCACCUUCAUUUUGGCCGAUGCUAUCCAGGGGACGACCGCAAAUCAAGCCGGCUGGCCAGCUCAAAUCCUCUCGGAUACCCUGGUCGUACAUCAAUACAUGUCGUCCGAGGCAUUCGACGACAACCGCUCUGUCGCCAAGCACGGCGCACUCAUCAUCCCUCCGCAACCCGUCGCUAUCGACCAGAGUACUGGCCCCACCGCGGUCCUUCCUCCCCUUGCCGGUGUCGGUGCCGUCCCCACUGCGUCCGCGUCGGAACCCGACCAAAACGCUCUCGUCGCCCGGCUCCGGCAAGCGACGGGGAUGAAUGUCAACUUUGCGACCAUGUGCAUGGUGCAGAACGGAUGGGACUAUGAGGUGGCCCUUCGGAACUAUGGGGAGAUCAAGGGGACGAUUCCUGCUGAGGCGUAUCAGUAG
Molecule: messenger RNA, 2010 nt
Organism: Dioszegia hungarica
Lineage: Eukaryota; Fungi; Basidiomycota; Tremellomycetes; Tremellales; Bulleribasidiaceae
Exons: 8
Coding region: 1-2010 (669 amino acids)
Biological process (GO): poly(A)+ mRNA export from nucleus
Cellular component (GO): nucleus
Molecular function (GO): protein binding; RNA binding
Source: RefSeq, a predicted model, not a curated record